Molecule: messenger RNA, 1345 nt
Organism: Capsella rubella
Lineage: Eukaryota; Viridiplantae; Streptophyta; Magnoliopsida; Brassicales; Brassicaceae
Product: large ribosomal RNA subunit accumulation protein YCED homolog 1, chloroplastic
Exons: 3
Coding region: 265-1236 (323 amino acids)
Source: RefSeq, a predicted model, not a curated record
UAAACUAGGCAGCCAUUUCCGAGUAGAGACUAGAGAGCUCUGUUUAUGUAAGAAAUCUUACAGAGGCGAUCAUCUAGAGCCGAACCUACGUGCCCUGAAGCACAUCUUAGAGGUGGUGAAAUCUGGUGUCUGAUUUCUUGUAUGAUUGUUUUCUCUGUUUCAAGCUGUACAAGCUCAAACCUAUUGGGAGUUGUCUCGAAAUUUUAGUAUGAUAGUUUGACAACUUUGAUAGUCUUGCUUCCUCUUAUCAUCUGUGCUGUGAAAAUGUCUCUGGUUUGCUCUUCAGCAUGUGUAGCUCCCUUGCCACAGACCAAACGGUUACGUCCAAAUUUUCUGAAACUCACAACAUGUACCUUAAAUCUAAGUGCUUCCACUGGCGAUAUUAGGAAGCAUAUCAGUUACUUGUUCGCAGAACCGCAUAAACUUUGUAGGCUAGCAAAGAGUCGGAUAUUAGUUAGUCAGGAGUCUUUUACAGAGACCAGCACAAUAGAUAUGGAUUGGGAAGAUCAGGAGGAGAUUGAGGAUAUCGGGUCACCUUGGGAAGGUUCGGUUAUGUAUAGGAGAAAUGCUUCAGUCACACAUGUAGAAUACUGCACUACCUUAGAGAGGCUUGGGUUGGGAAGAUUGUCAACAGAGGUCUCCAAGAAGAGAGCUUCCGCAAUGGGACUAAGAGUGACAAAAGAUGUAAAGGAUUAUCCAGAUGGCACACCAGUUCAAAUUGCGGUUGAUGUCAUAAGGAAGAAGAAGAAGCUGAGACUCGAUGGGAUUGUCAAGACUGUUAUCACACUUGGCUGCAACAGAUGUGGUGAGUCAACAGGAGAGAGCAUAUUCUCCAACUUCUCACUAUUACUAACCGAAGAUCCAGUUGAAGAACCCGAUGUCAUUGAUCUAGGAUUCACAUUUGGUAGUGACAAAGCCAAUUCCUUUUCCGGAUUGUCGGAUGAUAAAGAAGAAACUGAGGAUGAUGAUGAUUCAUGGAUAGAUUGGGAGGAUAAACUUCAUUUUCCCCCUGAGGCGAAAGAAAUAGAUAUCUCAAAGCAUAUAAGAGACUUGGUCCACUUAGAGAUCACCAUCACUGCGAUAUGCGAUCCUGGGUGUAAAGGAAUGUGCUUGAAGUGUGGUGCGAAUCUGAAUAAGAGGAAAUGUGAGUGUGGCAGAGAAGAGAAAGAUAAAGGAUAUGGUCCUCUCGGAAACCUGAGAGAGAAAAUGCAACAAAAAGAGGGUCUGAGGAACUAAACUCAACAAUUCUUUUCUUCCAUCUUCUUCUUAGUUUACCAUCAUAAAACUCAAAAUCAGAUGUACCAUAAUUUUUUGAAGUUAAUCGUAUGUAGUAAAGCUUUCUUAA